GGAUGAAAUCGAGUUGACUACACAGACUGAUUUACGACUACAAAGGUGUCGCCUUGUGUAGUGCUGCUUGAACUCGCACACACACACACACUCGAUUCGCUAUGAAUAGUGUUUCUUGGAGUGCUAUUGUACUUGUGGCGCUGUGGACGAUUACAUCGUAUGGGAAAGUGCCCUACUUUCAUGUGGUUCCGAGGGUCAUGAUAAUGUAUGAAAACGAUAGAGUCAUUUGGAAGUGUGAUGCUGCUGGUAGUCCACGUCCAACUAUAACAUGGAGACGUCACAACAAACCCUUAUUUGUGCAAAACAGUUUGUAUGUCAAAGAUUACUACGAGUGGAAACAGUUGAAAACCAGUAACACAGGAUGGUAUACAUGUGUGGCAACGAACACUGAAGCAGCUGUUUAUUCAGAUUUUUGGCUGGGAGUUGGACAUAUGUUGCUGUAUGGCUUUGUCUUUGAUUGUGUACAUAAAUUGUAUCGUUUCUACAGGCUUGCCAAUGAUAGACUUGGCUCCUUCUGACCUUAUCAGCAUCUUGGAUGGCAACACUGCAUUGUUUGCAUGCGAGACCACAAGCUAUCCUGUUGGCCAAGUUGAGUGGUUUCUGAAUGACAAGUUGUUGGACAUAUCACGUAGUUCUCGUCAUUCUCUUGUGUUUGGGUCAUGGCUUCAGAUCAACAAAGCAUCAAGAAAUGAUGUUGGAAGUUAUUAUUGCCGUUUCACGAGCACAGAGUCGAAGAGUUUUAACACGACCUCCUCUGCUGCCUUAUUGAAGUUGACAAUUGUCCAAGUUAUUAGUUCUCUAACAUCCGACUUGUCAUUAGCAGUUGGUGACAUUCUAAAAUUGACUUGCAAACCUGUAAACAGCAAGUCGGCUACUUUCAUGUGGCUUCAUAAUGGCAAUCAGAUUGAACGUAGAAGCACAUAUGAAAAGGCAAGAGUAGAGAUUGCAGACAGUGGUGUCUAUUGUUGCCAAGUUUAUGAUCAAGAAUUGUCAAGCACAGAACUGAGAUGUCUGUCUGUUUACGUUUAUGUUGUGCCUGUUGUUUCAACUAAUGAGCCAUCCGUUUAUGAUGUGGAAGAAGGUCGGGAUGUUACUCUGCAGUGCAGUACUAUGGUUGCUAAACCGUAUGUACGAUGGGAGUGGAGGGUUAAUGGGCAAAAAAUGAUUAAUCCUAGUCAAAGGAACUUCGGUCCAUUUACAACCAUUACUCUUAGAAAUGUGUCAAGCAGUGAUGGAUUGGAUAUCAAGACGUAUGAGUGUAUUGGAUAUCAAGACGUUUCUUUGAAGACAUUUGAACGAAAACUGAUUUUGUCAGUAGUUGCCAUGUGCAAGAUGAACAAAAUUCUAAAUUCUGAUGCAUCGCAACAGACACAGAACUGGACAUUGACUCAAGAAUCAAGUACUGGGCCGGGAGCACGAGUUCAAACAGUCGAUGAUGGUAAUGCUGUGUUUGUUAUUGAAACUGCUCCAAACUUUGCUACUGGAUCGUUUCAACAGACAGUUGCAUUUCCAAAAAAUGUUCACACCGUUGUUGCUCGUGCAAGGAUGAGAUGUUCUAGUGGUGCUUCUAGUGGUGGAUGCCCAUAUCUUCAGCUUCAGCUGUCUGGUGGCUUAAUUUUGAAACAUCAGAGUGCACAUAGUCUGACUGUUGUGUCAUCUACUUGGGCAUGGACAACUGUCUCUCUGAAUGUGACAUCAUCAAAACUAUUAUUUCCAAGACUUUCUCGAGUAUCAGUUUUGCUAUUGGUAAAACCUUUAACUGGAGUUGUAGGGAGAAGAGCAUACUUUGAUGACAUUUGUGUCACAUGGAAGACAGACUCUGGAUUGUCCGAGCAGCCUACUACUUCAUCAUCAUCACACGGAUCAUCUACCACAAAUAAACAGGGACAUGUACCAUAUAGUUCGCAGAGUCUGGCAUACACGGUACGCACAGGAACAGCUGGGGCAGGUGUGUUAACUGCAUCAACCUUGGCCAUGCACACAGGUACAUCAGGUACAAGAUCAGUUGCCUCUGCUGCAACUGCUGGAGGCAGUGGCCAGUCUGACAAAGGAUCGAAUGGUUCGGGUGUAAGCACAACAAUUUGGAUUGUAAUUGGCUGUUGUUCUGCUGUUGUGAUUAUCACAGUCAUUGUUCUUGUUGUUUGUGUCUGGAAGAGAAAACAUAAUCAAGCAGCAAACAUUCAAGUUCGGUACACUUCAAAGUACAAUCCAUAUGAAACCAGAAUGAAGGGAGAUGACCUUGUGCCUAAUAAAUUAUACGGUGACCAUCAAGACAAUACAAAGGACAGUCGUUUGGUUGAGAAUGUUUUGUAUGGUGAGGAGAUUGAAAGCAAUUCAAAUGCUGAUUCAGGGAGACUUUGUUCCAAUACCGUAAACUCUGAAGAGUACACAUACAUUGUGAGUAAGGGACCUGGUGAAACUAAACCUCUUUCUGUUGGCUACAAAAAUCCAUCAUUUGAUCAAAAAUCUCCGACAGCUUUUUCUGGUAACACAGAGUCAGUCUAUUAUGAGUCUGCUGUUCCGGACAGUACAGUUGUCAUGAAGGAAAGGAAGGAGAAGACAAGGGAUGAUGAGGUUGCUCAGACAGCUACAACUGGUGAUUUGAAUUAUGCAAGUUUGGAUGGGAGUCAUGCUAGAGUAGGGACUACACAUGACUCUACAGAAGGCAAUUACUACUAAUCUUUGAAAUGGUGCAUCGCAUGAAUAUUUUGUGAAAUGAGUCUGGAAACUUGUUUGCCAUGCAAGUAUUUAGAUGGCACGAUUGGAUUUUAUAUUAUUUUCAGAUAUGAUUUUCUAUUUGCAUAGCUUGUAGCACAGUUGAUUCUUGUUUUGUAUUUAGAUAUGACUUUUGUAUGUGUAGCUUGUAGCACAGCUAGUACAGAGCUUUCUCUUUUGUUUAAAAAGUUGUCUGUUUUCACUA
Messenger RNA from Corticium candelabrum, 2920 nucleotides. RefSeq lists its product as uncharacterized. Gene Ontology annotation, biological process: synapse organization; homophilic cell-cell adhesion. Gene Ontology annotation, molecular function: axon guidance receptor activity. Gene Ontology annotation, cellular component: plasma membrane; axon; neuronal cell body. The record is from RefSeq and is a predicted model, not a curated record. Bases 442 to 2679 code for a protein of 745 amino acids. Lineage: Eukaryota; Metazoa; Porifera; Homoscleromorpha; Homosclerophorida; Plakinidae. The transcript is spliced from 15 exons.